CCAGCGCCAGCGCCAGAAAGGCUUGAAGAAGUUGCGCGCUGCGUUCGAAAGGAAGGCUGGGCGGUGGAGCAGAAAGAGACGCAAUGGGGGCUUCUCGGGGCACACGCAGAGCUUGCCUAAUCCUGGGACAACAUUCCGCAGAUCCAAGGUUUCAGCGUUGAACCAGAGGAAGGAAUGAGAGGACAGCCAGGGCAUUCAGAAACCGACCGGCAGAGAUAAAUGUCUAAAAUCCUCUUGAAGGCCAGCAGAGAGGAGUUCACUGGCACGUUGGUCGGGCCAUCCUAGUCCUCUUCCGUUGACGCUGGCUGGCUGCUGCUCCCUCACCUCGGGCCAAGGAAGGCCCUUCAGAGCCCUCCGGCACGCUCCAAACGCCGAGACUGGAUUCGGCGCUUCCUUUGCUUGAGGAAGCGUUGCGUUCUUCUGAGCUGAAAGACCCCCCCCCCCACGCCAACAUGCUGAUUCUCCUGGCAUUUAUCAUCGUCUUCCACAUCAGCUCAGCUGCACUCUUGUUCAUCUCUACAAUUGAUAACGCCUGGUGGGUCGGUGAUGGCUUUUUCAUAGAUAUCUGGCACCAAUGCUUCAAUGAGACGAACUGCACCGCGCUGGAUGAGACCCUUCCAGAUUACCCAGCCCUCCAGGCAGUCCAAGCCACGAUGGUCCUGUCGACGAUUCUUUGCUGUGUGGCCUUUUUCGUCUUCAUCCUCCAACUCUUCCGCCUCAAGCAAGGGGAGCGAUUUGUCUUAACGUCCGUCAUCCAGCUCUUGGCCUGCCUGUGCGUCAUGAUCGGGGCUUCCGUCUACACCGACCGGCACGCGGAGCUGCACCAGGGUCCCCCCUACGAGCAAUUCGACGUGAAGAGCGGCCGGUUUGGAUAUUCCUACAUCUUGGCUUGGAUCGCUUUCGCUUUCACUCUGCUCAGCGGCCUCAUGUACCUCAUAUUAAGGAAGCGCAAAUAGAAUGGCCGCCGCUGCUAGGCAGGGAGAGGACGAGGAACCCCCCGCCCCCACCCCCGAAAGCUGUCCUUGCAGUGCUGGAAUUCCAGUCCCUCUUUUGUAAAUAGAAGUGUUUUGUAGUAAAGUUGUUGCUUGUUCCUUUCCCCCGUCCUCGGUGUGGAAUAACAAGGCCAGUGGGCGGAAAAGAAAGAAGCCGGUGGGCUGGCGCUUCUCGCGCAGGGCUCCAAGCGGCCAGCCAGCCGGGCCCACGGCUCGGGUGACUAAGUGCCCCGGGCACGCCGCUCCUCCUCCUCCGGCUUCUGUGGCUUCUCUUGUUCUGCAGCCCUCCGAACCACCGCCCUGCUACUCGGCAUUAACAAAAGAUGGGGGCGGGGGUCUGAUUGGGACUGGCAGCGUGCAGUAUACCCCAGUGUUCGUAGAUCUGUAGCCAGUCCCCAGCCAACUGGAAGCCGGGUUCGCUUUUACGACAUGUGAAGGGAGAGAUCCCCAAAGCCCACGUUCUUCUCCCCCCCAGCUUGAAUUCUGUAAAACGCUGCGUGCUUCCAUCUCGCCACUGGCAGUUUUGCCAGCCGAGGGAGGAAGAACCUGAGAGACGAUGGGUGCCGCCGUAGCACAUUUCAGUGCCUUUCUGGGUGCCCGUGCCAAUCUGUGCCCUGCUGCACCUGGCGCAGUGGCACGCCCACGCUGGGGCAGCAGAACGUUCCGCUCUUCCCGGUGCACGGGGAAGGCCCUGCCCGGCGGCCAGGAGGAUCCCUUCCCCAAGCCGAGUCAGUUCCUCCGAGAUUCUCAAGUGCGUCCUGACCUACCUCAGCACGUGCCACGUUACUCGCAGCCUUGAUCUACAGCUGGAGCGUUUUUCUUUUAAUCUCUGGCACGGAGUCAAGACGGCUUCACCUGGCCAAAUUCUCAGCUCAGCUCCACAACGCUGGCGUAGGACUCCUUCCUGUUUUGUCCUUUUCCCCGUUUUCUGAGGACCUUCAACAUUCCUUGUGAAUGCGUCGUGGGAGGAAGCCGAGCCCCGGGCCCCCGUUGAAGCAGCACGCCCCGGAGCAGACGACGGAGCUGCUCUCCACCUAACGGGACCUGGAGACGGCUGCCUGUCCACGCAGGGAGACGCUGGACGAUGGGCUGGCGUGUUGGCCAGGGCGGGCUGGAUUGUGUUUUUGCAAGCCUGCAAGGCCACAGAACCACCGGCAUUCUUGUGGACAGAUUUAAAUGCUAGAUUUAAAUGAACAAACUGCUUUGACGCAAGACGCUUGGUUCACAGCUGGGGGAAGGAGAGUAGGUGCCAAGUUACCAAAGUGGGAACCCUGAGCUGCUGCUCUUAGAGAUCACCUUUGACCAGGCACUUGGCUCUUUUCACAGGCAGCCGCCACCACAUCCCUCCUUACCGCCUGCACAGCUCCUAACCGCCAUCGAUCAUCUCACUCUAGAUGAAACCCUGUUGUUUGUACCAUAUCAUUACCGAUUCCAAUGUUGCUCUAAAGUCAGCGUUCCUCAACUUUCUAGCUAGGAAAUGAGCUCUACAGAAUUAAUUGGGGCUUCUUUAUGAACACGAAGAACAGGAUCAACCAGCAUGAAUGACAGAUGUUAUCUGCUUUAUAAGCAGCCACUACGCUAAGUGUGCAGACGGCAUCAGGAUCUCCGUAAGCAGAUAUCUGGCGUGAGAGAAUGAGUUUAUCUUAACCGAAAUAGCAUCCUCAGGCAUGUGUGGGAAGGAAAUGUUGGAAGAAAACUCAGUUCCGGCUAGAGAUACCCUCAUCCUCUUUGGCCUUUAACGCUGCCCAUUUCCACGGCUUCCUUCUUUCUCAAUGACCCCUUGUUCUCCCCUGUGCCCUCUUCCCAGACCAUCAGGUGACUCUUCGUCAUCCUGUAGCUCUACACAGGCUUUAAAAAUAAGCUUGUGCCACUGGUGAAUCUUUAUUCAGAACAACUAACUCCCCUGGUGAUUUUAUCGUUUGAAUUUAUAUUUAUGUAAAAAAAAAAAA
Molecule: messenger RNA, 2941 nt
Organism: Python bivittatus (Burmese python)
Lineage: Eukaryota; Metazoa; Chordata; Lepidosauria; Squamata; Pythonidae
Gene: EMP2
Product: epithelial membrane protein 2
Biological process (GO): regulation of cell-matrix adhesion; positive regulation of integrin-mediated signaling pathway; cell adhesion
Cellular component (GO): plasma membrane; cytoplasm
Molecular function (GO): protein kinase binding
Source: RefSeq, a predicted model, not a curated record